This is a messenger RNA of Lactuca virosa, 2288 nucleotides long. The record is from the annotation of a GenBank genome assembly. Lineage: Eukaryota; Viridiplantae; Streptophyta; Magnoliopsida; Asterales; Asteraceae.
AGACAAACACGCUAUUCGCUUCGCAAACACCAAAUUCAGAACUAACAACAUCCACAAAACCACUUCAAUUCUUCUCCUAAAUCCCACACAUUCCGGUUUUAGAAGUUAAGUAUAUGUUCUUGAGAAUCAGUUCUCCACCCGUCAAGUAGAUGGCAGAAGAAGAAGAAACCGACGAUAAGUUAAGGAGUUGAUUUUUCUUCAUAUGGGUCAUGCUCUGUUUUUCUUUGAAGAUGUAACGAGGAUUAAGGAUUUGAUUUUGAACUGAAUUUGAAUUUGAAUUUGAAAAUGGGGAGGGGAACUAGAGAAAUAAACCCUGAUUUUUUGAAAAUUGGGCUUGCUGUAACUUUUUCUCUUGGCGGGAUGCUUUUUACUUUUAUCAGAAAUAAAAGGAUCAAACCCUCAAAAUCUCCAUCUGAUCCUUCUAAAUCUCCAGGAAACGAAUCAGGGGGUUCAAAAAGUAUUGAGCGUCAUGCAUCACAUACACGCCAUUUUGAUCCUUUAGCAACUACGGAUAAACAUAUUUUGCAGGAUGAGUUGCAUGAUUCCAGGUUGAAUCCCCAUAAAGACACAUAUCUUCUACCUGAAUUCAUCGACCUCGUGAAAGAAUUUGAUACAACUUCCAUGAAAACCAACACCGAGCUUCCAAAUCCACGUGUCAUAAAAGACAACAACGAGCAAGAAAUCAAAAACCUUCGAAACAUGGUCAAAACCCUAAAAGAACGAGAGAAGAGUCUCGAGAUUCAAUUACUCGAAUACUACGGUCUCAAAGAACAAGAAACUGCAGUCAUGGAGCUUCAAAACCGCCUUAAACUAAACACCAUGGAGGCUAAGCUUUUUAAUCUCAAGAUCGAGUCCUUACAAACUGAAAACAAGAGAUUAGAGGCACAAAUGGUGGAUUAUACGAAGGUUUUAGCGGAUCUUGAAGCAGCAAAAGCGAAAAUUAAAGUUCUGAAGAGUAAACUUCGAGUGGAAACCGCACAGAAUAAGGAACGGAUCUUGAAUCUGCAACAACGAGUUGAAAAAAUGCAGGACGAUGAACACGAAGGUGUUGUUGGGAUUGAUCCAGAUGUUCAAUUAAAGCUCUGUAAAUUGAAGGAUUUGGAAGAUGAAGCUGAGGAAUUGAGGAAGUCGAAUUAUAGUUUGCAGAUUGAAAAAUCCGAGUUGGCUGAAAGAUUGGAGAUGGUUCAGAACCUCACGACAGCUGUCUUAGAAGACGAAGAAACGGAGAGGCUUAAACAAGAACGCGAGCGUUUGAAGCAACAAAACGAAGAUUUAAGCAAAGAAAUCGAGCAACUUCAAGCCGAUAGAUGUGGCGAUGUGGAAGAACUUGUGUAUCUUAGAUGGAUUAACGCUUGCUUAAGGCACGAACUUAGAAAUUAUCAACCGGGACCAGGUAAAACAAUGGCUCGAGAUCUUAGUAAAACAUUGAGCCCUAAAUCGGAGGAAAAAGCUAAACAGCUCAUCCUCGAAUACGCUAACAAAGAAGGAUUUGGGGAAAAUGGCAUGAACAUUCCAGUUCCUGAACUGGAUUCCGAUCAAUGGUCGAGUUCUCAAGCUUCUAUCCUCACGGAUUCCGGCGACCUCGAUGAAUCUCUAAUCGACGAUUCAUCUUCUCGUAAGACCCACAAUAGGUUCUUCGGAAAGCUCAUGAAGCUCUUAAUAGGAAAAGACAGCCAUAGCCCUAACCACCUCCCCCACCUCCACCCUCACCACCACAACCGCCAUCUCAGUCAUAGUAGAAAUUCGUCAGUAGAAGAUAUGAAUUCUUAUAGCGAUUCGUCUUUUGGGCAUUUAGGGAGUUCUUUUAAACACUCUGUGGAUUCUCAAAAGUCGAUUAAUGGGCAUAGUGACGUUGGGGGGUGGAUGUGUAGCAAUAGACGGAUUGAUUCCAUUGCAGAAGGCGAAGGGAUUGGUGGUGGCGGUGGUGAUUCCUCGGAUACACCUUCUUCGUCGGAUGGUAAAAGAUCCGAGCUGGUGAAAUAUGCAGAAGUUUUGAGAGACUCGAAUCCCACUAGAUUUCACCGAAGAUCUGCACAGUUUAGUUCGUUUUGAUCCAUUUAUUCUUCUUUAUAGGUAGCUUAGUUAGAAAUCCAAUAGCUGAUUUUAUAUGCUUACAACAUAGAAACUAGAAAUCACCCUCUUAAACUUAAACUUGUGUUAUAUGUAAAAUAACCCUAGGAAAACCACAAAUUUGAUGUCAAUGGUGUUUUUGACUUUUUGUUUAUCAUUUUAUUGGGGAAUGUAUCAUAGAGUGGAAUUUGUACACGGAAGACUACAACCAAAGUAGA